AUUUCGUCAGCCAAAACGUCAAAAUAUUUAUUAUUGGUUCGUAGAUCUUGCGUAGGGAAAAUUAUGUAAGGAAAACAAAAUAAAGAGAAAUUCCGUGUUGUGAGAGCGAUUAAUCGUCCCAUGCAAUAUUAUUAUGCCUACGGGGCGUGCUGUUCUACUGUUGAGGCGUCUAUCGACGGGUGAUAACAGGUUCAAAAAUCUGAAUUUGAAUCAAAACACCACAAAGGAGCCGCUAGUUUCGACCCCGGUGUGCAGUCAGAGAGAAUUUGGACUAUCAAAAAGGUUAUCAACAUUUGGACCGAAUAAUAUAGCUGUUCCGCAGCUUACAAGAAGCUUUAGUGAUAAUAAGAUCAAGAUGUCUUCUGCUAGCGCUGAUAAUCCUCCUUCAGAACAGCCAAAGCACACCAACCGCCUGAUUACUGAAAAGUCGCCCUACUUACUGCAACAUGCUCAUAACCCUGUGCAGUGGUACCCUUGGUGUCAGGAAGCUAUUGACAAAGCUAAAGCAGAGAACAAGCUUAUAUUCCUAUCAGUAGGAUAUUCAACAUGCCAUUGGUGUCAUGUUAUGGAGAAAGAGUCAUUUGAAAGCGAGGAGGUUGCUCAAAUUAUGAAUGAACACUUCAUCAACAUAAAAGUAGAUCGUGAAGAGAGACCUGACAUUGAUCGGGUCUACAUGUUGUUUAUCCUGGCAACUAGUGGCGGUGGAGGAUGGCCUAUGUCUGUAUUCCUCACUCCGGACCUGAAGCCUGUUACUGGUGGAACUUACUUUCCUCCUGAAGACCGUUGGGGCAGACCAGGGUUUAAAUCAAUUCUUUUAUCCCUAGCCAAGAAGUGGAAGAACAGUCAUGGUCAAUUUGUACAAGCUAGUCUAAAUAUCAUGGAAGCUCUGAAUAAAAUUUCAACAAUAGAUCCUGAUAAGUCGAAUACUAUUCCCGGCGAAGCAACUUGGGAGAGCUGUGUUCUCAAGUACAUGACUUCUUAUGAACCAGACUUUGGUGGUUUCGGAUAUGCACCGAAAUUUCCACAAGCUUCCAUUUUUAACUUCCUCUUCCAUUAUUAUGCUCGUGAUAAAAACAAUGCUGAGGGUAAAAAAUGUUUGGAAAUGUGUUUAUAUACAUUAACCAGAAUAGCUAAAGGUGGCAUUCACGACCACGUUUCCAGUGGGUUUGCUCGGUACUCGGUUGAUAACGAUUGGCACGUACCUCAUUUUGAGAAGAUGCUGUAUGAUCAAGCACAGUUGACUGUUGCAUACACUGAUGCUUAUCUCGCAACAAAAGAUAAUUUUUUUGCUGACGUGGUUCGAGAUAUUAUUAAAUACGUUAAUAGAGAUUUGCGCCAUGAAUCUGGCGGAUACUAUAGCGCUGAGGAUGCCGACUCAUUCCCGGAGUUUGGAGCUCCUCACAAGAAAGAAGGUGCAUUUUGUACCUGGGAAUACGACGAAUUAAAAUCUCUUUUUAACGAUAAGAAAAUUGAUAAUGUGUCGUAUUUAGACAUUUUCUGCCACUACUUUAGUGUACAGGAAGAUGGUAAUGUGUCUCCAGAAAGUGACCCUCAUGGCGAACUCACUAAUAAAAACAUUCUUAUUAUUUACGGUACUAAAGAGGACACAACGAGGAGGUUUAACUUAUCAAUGGAGCAAUUUGAUCAAGUUUUGUCAGAAUGUAUUGACAUUCUGUAUCAGGCGCGCCAGAAGCGCCCUCGCCCGCAUUUGGACACCAAGAUGCUGUGCUCCUGGAAUGGCUUGAUGUUAGCUGGGUUAGCGCAGGCUGGCCAAGGGCUGGGAGAAAAGGAAUAUGUCGAGGACGCUAUCAAAACAGCGGAAUUCAUUUAUAAACACUUGUACGAUGACAACACUAAAACUUUAUUACAUUCUUGCUACAAAGCUGAAGAUGGAUCUAUCGCUCAAACUGACCAACCAAUCUCCGGCUUUCUAGAUGACUACGCUUACUUGAUCAAAGGCCUAUUGGAUUUGUACGAAGCAUCUUUGGACUACCGCUGGCUCAAAUGGGCGCGGGUGCUACAGGAGAAGCAGAACGAAUUGUUCUGGGACACAACUAACGGUGGAUAUUACACGUGCUCUAUGGAUGACAAAACUGUGGUGCUCAGGCUGAAAGAAGAUCAAGAUGGCGCAGAACCGUCAGGCAACAGCGUAUCGUGCCACAACUUGCAACGCCUCGCCGCGUACGCUGAUAAGAGUGCAGCAGCUGAGGGAGGCGAAAGCGAGAGGGAAAUGGCCGUCAAGUUGAUAAAGGCAUUCUCGAAGCGAUUGAACGACUCGCCCACUGCUCUACCUGAGAUGAUGUCUGCGGUCAUGUUCUAUAAUGACUCUCCUACUCAGGUGUUGAUAGCGGGCGGCUGCUCGGACCCUCGCACACUGGAGCUGGUCCGCGCGGUGCGGUCGCGGUUGCUGCCGGGCCGCGUUCUGGCCGUGCAGGACCCCGCCGACGCGCCCGCCGGUAUGUCCGACAUACUCCUGAGCCGCAUCAGGUCGGUAGGCGACGUGCCCACGGCCUACGUGUGUCGCCGCUACGCGUGCUCGCUGCCGGUCACAGACGUCAAGCAGCUGGAGAACCUACUGGAUGAGGCGCCCGUCGCACCCUCGCGCAACAAAUGAACUGCACUCAAAAUUAUACUGUUUUGCAUAAUAUACCCCUUCACUAUAUUAUUUAUCAACUAUCUACUAAAAAGGAUCACUUAAACUUUAUUUGCAGUAAGCUCAGAAAUCGGUCACACAAUCAAAUUUUUAAAGUAACUACACAAUCAAAAUCAAUAAAUUGUUGUUCUGCUAUUAAGUGAUAGAGAACAUAUUAUAUAUCAAAUACUACAUGUGGCAAAAAAUUCACGCACUUUGUAAAUUAUAUUGUGUAACCGAUUUCUGUUGCCAUCUGUACUUAUUAAAGUAUUCUUCUUGUACCUUUUAAAAUUUAAUAGGGUAUUUGGGUAUAUUAUAAAAACAUUAUACAUUUAUGAUCAUAUAAAAUUUAAAGGAAAGUAGUAAUAGUAUAACAGUCAUACUCAUGUUGCAAUCUGAAGCUUAUUAACUAGUCAUCAUUGUUAUUAUGAAUGUUCAAUCUCAUCUAUUAAUCACACAAUUUUAAUAUGUAAUAUUAGCAAUCUCUUAAUGGUAUGUAGUACAAUUGUACACGUACAUCUUUAUCAAGUUACAGUAUACUUCUUGUAGUGUUUAAAGUAGCAAGUUCUUUUUAUAGAAAUUUGGAACGGAGUUUGCAUAUAUCGAAUAAAGAGAUCGGAUCUGAUAGGAAUAGAAAAGCAUAGGAAGGUAAUCUCUAUUGAGGAUAUUGGAAAUGUUUAGUCUGAUAAAUGUGAUAGUGUAAUGUAAUGUCGGAGUAUUUAUAGGCAGCAAAUUAACAAUGUAGAGUUAGUCGCUAGAAACUAGCACAUACCACGAAGUUUAUACUUAUUUAAUGUGUAGAUACGUAAGAAGUUUAACUUGCUGUAGUAGGUAACAUUUGGAAUAUUUUUUUUUGUUAUAACUAUUUAUUGGAAAUUAAAUUGUGUAGUCGCUCCAAGCAAAUUUUUAAGUUGGAUUUGUGAUAUUUUUUAUUAAAUAAUGUUGUGUAA
Molecule: messenger RNA, 3582 nt
Organism: Trichoplusia ni (cabbage looper)
Lineage: Eukaryota; Metazoa; Arthropoda; Insecta; Lepidoptera; Noctuidae
Product: spermatogenesis-associated protein 20
Exons: 6
Coding region: 134-2614 (826 amino acids)
Biological process (GO): carbohydrate metabolic process
Source: RefSeq, a predicted model, not a curated record